UGUCAGCUUCAGAAAAUCGACAUCCAAGAUUUAGAACUAGAAGCUAAAGAUAAAUUCUAAUAUUUUUAGCUAUCUUUAAACAAACAUAUACGUACCUUUAUUCGAAUCAUCGUAUAAAUUUUAAUAAUUUCGAGCCCCUUAAUGCUUUAUUUACCUUAAUUUCAAUUCAGUGCUAAUAACAUAAAAUUACAUUCCCCUUAGUGAUACACAAAGUUUUGAACUAAAAAUCUUCACAUUUUAGGCAUAACACCAAGAUUUCUCAUAAUUUUAAAGCUGGCGUCCGAAAAUUAUCCCAAGAAGAUGCUCGAUGGGUGGUAUUGCCGUUCUAUGGCUAAUAUGCAAGCUAAUGAAGAAGCAAGUGUAAAUAGUAGUAGUGCUGUUGCUGACACCUCUCAAGCAGAUUCAAAUAAAGAUUAUUCUAGUGAAAGCAGUAGUGAUCCAGAGCCUGAACCGAAUUAUAGAGCACAAUACUUGGCUUUAAAAAAGAAAUUGAAAUAUUUGAUUUAUGAAAAUGAAUGCUUUCAAGAUGCUUUAAGGUCCAGCCAAAAAAGGUUAUUAAAAGUAUCUAGAGAUCGAACUUUUUUAUUAGAUAGAUUACUGCAGUAUGAAAAGCCUGACAGUUCUACAUCUGAAAGUGAAGAUACAGAGUCAUCUGAUGAUACAAGUUGUACAAAUACAGAUACAGUGAAAAGAAAGAAAAUGGAAGCCAAUGCUAGUCAACCAGCUUUAUCAACACCAUCUUCAAUGAACAAAGGUCUCAAUAGUAAUAUCAAAAGGAAAAGAGCAGUUGUUCCUAAAAAACCUACAAAUGCUAAUCAUCCUCAAGGUAGUACAAACUCACUGGCCAAAGCAUCACCAGCUCUUGGAUUUGGACUAACAGCAAGUGAUGGCCACAUGACUCCUGAGGAAGUAGAACGUCAUCUACAAUCUAGACAAACAUAUUUGAAGUUAUUACCUGAACGUGCACCACCAACUGUGCCCACAGAGAUGUUUAGCAAUGAUCCAUCUCUGGACAGUGAAUCUAAUGAUGUUCUGGAAAAUUCACCCAAUGUGGAGGAGUGGUUUGAUUAACAAUAUCUUACAAGUUCGAUGGAAAUUGUUUGUAUAGUACAUCGAACAUCAAUAAUUUUAAAAUUAGAUACUUUUGUAGUUUGUGACUGUAUUAGGGUUGAUAUUAUGAAAGUGAUUUUAAGAUAUGUAUACACAUUCAAUCCUGUGAAACAAUGUUCCAAUAAGAAUUGUUUUUCUGAAUCCAUGUAUCUCAUAUUAUAUUAUAGCAGUCUUAUAAAUAAAAGAGUUCUUAAAUAUGUA
This is a messenger RNA of Colias croceus (clouded yellow), 1311 nucleotides long. RefSeq names its product INO80 complex subunit E. Gene Ontology annotation, cellular component: nucleus; Ino80 complex. Gene Ontology annotation, biological process: chromatin remodeling. Bases 301 to 1071 code for a protein of 256 amino acids. The transcript is spliced from 6 exons. Lineage: Eukaryota; Metazoa; Arthropoda; Insecta; Lepidoptera; Pieridae. The record is from RefSeq and is a predicted model, not a curated record.